CCUGAGGCUGUAGCUACACUCAUGAACGCAAAUUUCUGACAAUAGGUAGGCACGUGAAGUGAAGAUGUACAGUUGAUGAUCCUUCAGCUGAGCGACGCCUGUUUGAUGGUCCUUCAAGAAAGAAGGUUUUAAAUUUAGGUAGGACAAUGCAGAGGGAGAUAGGUCCUAACCAUUUUGAUGAAAGUGCCCACUGACCUGCUGAAGAAAUGAUACAUCACUGAUUCAUCACUGAUUCUGUCUUUGAAGGUGAUUCUUUUAUAGAAAGCUGCUAACGUCUUCUAAAGGCUCCGGCAAUGGGGAAGAAAGAGAGCGUGACCGAGCUCCCGAUCGGCACGCCGAUCUGGAUUUUCUGGGACGACGACCAGACGUUCUAUCGGGGCCAGGUGGGGGGCUUCAAAGAUGACGGCACGAAGAUGACCGUUCUCUACCCUGAGAAUGAAGAGCAGGAGGACAUUGACAUUGCCGACUUUGAGGAUGGGUCGAUUGUGUUCAGCUUGGAAGACCCGACAAAAGAGCAGGCACGCUCGUCGGCAGCGGUCUUUGAGGUGGCUGAAGUGCGGGGGGGAAGAGUGUCGCAGAGUGGGAACCCGGUCAUUCAGCAGCUCAGGAAGCUGGGAAAGGCGAUGCACGAUAUUGAGGACCGGUUGCCGGUGGAAGCUCUGGUGACGGAGAGCGACUCGAUCUGGCAGGUCUGGCGCACGUCGGUCGCCACAUCAAAGACAGUGGAGGACCUGGCAAUGAUGCUCGUCUUCCUCUCCCAAGAGAUCAAGCCGAAUGUGACCACGCAGUGGUGGAGCGAAGAGGCCCAGUACUGGCGCGUCUCGGCCGCUUCCGCCCGCUCCCCUGACGAGUUGCAAGAAGACAUCAUGGAGCUGCUGACGAUGGGCAUCGACUGGGAGGCUGCCAAGAGCUUCUUCCCGCCGCCCACUGAGCCGUACCCAGAAGGCACCGCGCCCCCGACCCCCCGCAAGCACCGCGUGACGCUGCUCGAGCCCCGUAAACGGCGCAAGUUCGAGAGCAUGCGGCCCGGGGGAGCCACCCGGGUGGGCCCACCGAAGCCCAAAAAGGCGCUGCAGAACGGCGAGAAGCACACGCUGAUGCUCAAACGACUCGGGAAGCUCCAAAAGGGCGCCAAGAAACUGAAGAUGGCGCGGGUUGGGGGUGCGGAGGAAAGCGGCCUGCCGAGGGUGCCGAAGAAGAAGCUGAAGCGGAAACGGGAAGACGGGGAGGGUGGCCCGAUCAAGCGACCGAAGUCGGCGGGCAAGAAGGUCGGGGGGCCGCCCCGGCCGCCGCUCGUGAUGCCUGCGCUGCCGCCGCUUGGGGAGAAGCUCUCGGCAGAGGGGCUGGACGCGAAGGACGGCGCAGUACCCGCCACAGUUCCGGUGGUUUGCAACGGCACGCAGGCAGACUACAUCCCCGCGCAGCACAUGGUGGCCUGCCGCUGCGCACAAUGCGGGGCCGCCGGGAAGCUGCUGACGUGUCAGCAGUACGAGGCGCACACGGGGAGCCGCGCCAAGAAAUGGAAGGAGACGAUCCGCCUCGCGGCGCUGCCGGGGACGCGGCUGUCGGAAUGGCUGUCAUUGAUGGAGAAGAAGGGCGCCAGCGGGGUUGCCUUUGUGGCUAUCGAAAAGAAGAGGGUCAAAGCUCUGACGUCACCCACCAAUGGCGCGGCUCCUCGCGGGGACGGCCCCGCCUCCGGUGCUGGCGCGGCAAACGCCGACGCUGCUAAGCUCCGGAAGGCGUUCGCUGCGCAGCUGGCCAAGGAGCAAAAGAAACCCGCUGCUGACGUGACGCCGCCAGCGCCAGCUGGCGGUGCCUCUGCGCGUGCUGACGUGGCCCCGCCUGCGUCAAGCACCAUUUCUGCGAAUGAUGACGUGGGAGGUAGGAUGGGUGGUGCAGGCGCAGGGGGUCUUAGUGCUGCAGUAGCGGAGGACCAUAUGAGGACGGAUGGGGGAGCGGAAGGGCGGAAUGCUCAGAACGAUUUGCGUCCGGGCGGAUCCACAUUCCAAGAAGGGGUUAGCGGCACGCUGGGGGUUAGCAGCACGCUAGGAGUUAGUGGGUCGCUAAAUCAGGUUGAGGAAAGCGGUCCUGGGAGGGAAGGCGUUGAAAAUGGCGGCUUGUGGGCGCAGGAAGAGAGGCCGGGAUCUCCGGACGAGGACCCGCUCACUUGGUUCAAAGAGACAUACGUGUCGCCACGGGGGGGUAGCCAGUCAGCUGCCGGCCUGAGUACGUUCAUGCCUCUAGACGAUUUGCUUCCAGGUUUAGGGACGCAGGAUGCGAGCCUAGGAGAGCAAACAGCAGGGGCGCAGCUAGGACUCAGUGAUUCGAGCUUGCGAGAUCAACGAGGUUAGAUAUAUAGUCACGCUUUGCUGCCAGGUCAUGUCGUUUGCACUCAAUCUGUGUUGCUGUUGAGGGAUAUCAGAUAGCUGAAGCAAGGUAUUGCUGCUAAGCUAAUCAUUAGAGGGACAUUCGUGCAAGGCAGUCUGCUGCUACCGGUUAUUUGUUACGGGUUAUACGCCUUUGAUGCGAGGGGCUUCUUUUGUUUGGUAGCCAUGUGGCCGGACUCCUCCCCAUUGCCCGCGCGCCGCUUGGACUGCUAGACUGCUAGUUUAUUCGCAGUUGCUGUCUCAAACAUAGAGAGACUUGCCAAAGUUUAAGCGCGUUCAUAAGUUGAAUCCGACGUCGAAGUACAAUGGUUAGAGCAUGCGUCCUGCGACACUUCGGCUGCAUAUGAUCAUUGGUUUGUAGCUGAACAACCCCAGUGUCAUAAUCGCGGAGAUUAUCCACCGCCCAGUUCGUUGAUGUUAAAGUUAUAAAGUGAC
Messenger RNA from Klebsormidium nitens, 2822 nucleotides. The record is from the annotation of a GenBank genome assembly. Lineage: Eukaryota; Viridiplantae; Streptophyta; Klebsormidiophyceae; Klebsormidiales; Klebsormidiaceae.